Molecule: messenger RNA, 1851 nt
Organism: Chaetomium strumarium
Lineage: Eukaryota; Fungi; Ascomycota; Sordariomycetes; Sordariales; Chaetomiaceae
Exons: 2
Coding region: 408-1808 (466 amino acids)
Source: RefSeq, a predicted model, not a curated record
CGUAUUUGGUCGAAUCAAAGUGUGGGAGUGGUUUUCAGCUCGACGCAGGACGUGCUGAGUGGCUUGACCGGGUGCACAGACGAAAGAAUGGAUGUGUGAGCAAUUCCUGUGCCCUGGGAACGUUGUAAAGUUGGAACAAUUUUCAGGCUUGAUCUGUACGCCCUGGGUGGCUGACCGAAUUCCCUUUGCGAGCGACGAGGCCGAGCGGGGACGGCGAGAUGGCGGGGUCCCCGGCAUGGUUGUAUUCGAGAUUCCUAGGUGGCCUCCAUUGAGCUGAGCUUAUAUUUUUUUUCCCUGCAGUCUGACCCUCAGAAAUGUGAUUCUCUUCAUUUGUCUUAACCCUAGCCCAGAGCCAGCGCAGACUCCGAACUGCAAAAAGCUACCUCCCCUCUAGGACUGCCACCAUCAUGUUGAACCUUACGAUAACCGUUCCCGACGGGUCAAGCAAUCAUGGCAAUCCGCGCCUCCUGUGCACUCCUCCUAGUUGGUUCGACUACAUCAUCUUCUUCUUCUCCAACUACUUUGCCCAUGCUGCCACCGUCAUAACGAACCCAGGCCAGGGUAGGAAAGAGACGAUCUUUGUUAUCCUUGCCGCACUCCUCUUCCCUGGAUUGGGUAUCGUACGCGCGAUGGAAGCCAUCCGACGGCACUCCAGCUUCGAGUUCGAUCCGCUUAGGCGUGCUCUGCGCGCGGGCGCUUUGUGCAUGGUUGUCAGACUUGGAUCUGAAACAUCCCAGGGGCCGAAUCCUCUGACGCUGGAGGAAGGCCGCCGGGGAGUGCUAGUGUCAACGGCGAAGGAAUCAAACGAAAAGAUCGGUCCCGCUGGAGUCGGAAUCACGGCUACCGAUGCAGACAUUGCUCAAGUCAAGGCGUUAACGCCGUCACGCAAAGACAGCGCCAAAAAGCUAGAAGAAAGGCCGUGGUGGGACCCUGCACAUCCUGUCUUUCUUCCAGACGACGCUGUCGUUCACGGUCAGUACCGCCUGCCAGCCGGCUACGCCCUGGCGUUUGUGCCACUCAAGGCUGCCCGUGAACUUGAGUCCCCAGAUCAAGCGAGCUCCAAUACGCUUGCUUCGUCGUAUAACUUUCCCAAAAUGUUGAUCAGCCUCAUACAAGCUGCCUGGGCCAUCAUCACGCUCUACCGCGCGAGAGGCGACCAGAUCCAGGAGUUCGGAUACGCCGCUUUCGGCCUGACGGUAGCGCCAUACGCCUUCAUGUCCCUCAUGAAUAUUAUCGGCUCUCUUCUCAAUCCAGAGUACAACGCCAUUUUCCUAGUCCGCACGCCCCUGAUGGAUCAAGCCGAGUCGCAUGCGGAGUUUAAUGGCGGUGGGUUCUUUGCGGCCGAGGUGCUCUUUAAGGCGGUCGAGAACCCGAAACGUCCUCAUCACCCGUCUUCCGCAAUCAACGUUCCCGUUCUAACAAUCCACGCUUUCGGUCCGGACUUGGACGAUGACAAGCUUCUCAUCGAAUACGGCAGGAUGAACAUACUGCUUGAUUAUGGAGUGAUGAUUGAGUAUGGAGCGGUUAUUGUUGGCUGCAUUCCUUUGGCAAUUAUAGGAGCCCUCAGCGGAUUCCAACCAGGGAACAGCUCCUCCCUCCAACGAGGCUUCACCUUGUCCUGGGUAGUUAUGGGCAUAAUAACUGCGCCCUUCUUUUACAACCUGGACAAGGCUCCUCAAGGACGUGACGUUGCUAGAUUCUACUUUGGAAGAGCUGCGAUUAUAAUAUAUGGGGCAGCGGCUAUUGGUGGCAUGGCGAUGGUUGGCCUGAUGAUACGCGACUUUGGGGUUUGCACUCUGCUGUUGUAGGGGAUAAGAUCUCUAACGUACAUGAUAAGUGAGUGAAACAGAU